AUGGAGGCUUACACUGCUUACAAGGAAGGGCGUCGUGAUGAAGCAGCUAUAAAAUAUUUAUUCCUAGCCGAACUUGGAUAUGAGCCGGCACAAACAAAUAUCGCAUAUAUUUUGGAUAGAGGUUAG
Cooperia oncophora is the source of this 126-nucleotide messenger RNA. The record is from the annotation of a GenBank genome assembly. NCBI's taxonomy places the organism in Eukaryota, Metazoa, Nematoda, Chromadorea, Rhabditida, Trichostrongylidae.